CCUUCCUUCUUAUUUUUUAAAGCAAAACACAUAUCUAUUCCUUUCUCUCUUAUCUUCAAAAAUUCCUCCCCAAUAUCUAACUAAACAACAUACUUAGAUGAAUAAUAUUGUUACACUUCACACCUAUUUUUUUUCAAUUACAUUCAAAUAGGUGAACUUAUUAUAUAGUAAAUUAAACUCAGCUACCUUAUUUUUUUGUUGUAACUGGAAGAAUAAAGUGUAAUGUUAUUCUUACGUGAAUCCUCACCUUUAUACGUUUAUUCACAGUUUCUUUUAUAGACCGACACGAAUUAGCCUCAAACACGUUUUUGUUUAAUCUCGGGUGUUUAAAUCAAAUUUUCGUUUGGCCAAUAAAAUCUGUUUCGUAUUGUAGAAAAAAACACAUUAUCAUCACUUUGGUUAUUCAUUCAUAUAUAAGCUCACGCAUGAAUGCAUAGGCUUCACUCCCUUAUUCGAACCUCACCCAUUGCAUUGCCUUUCCUUAAAGCAACCCAUUGUCUAGCAAUAAAAUCAGGUUUCAUAUCAGACCCCUACACAUCCAACAACCUCAUAACAGCCUACGUAAAAUGCAACGAACUAAACCUUGCUCACCAACUGUUCGACGAAAUGCCUCAACCAGAUACUGUAUCAUGGAAUGUUGUCAUUUCAGGUUAUGUAAACUCCGGCGACCUGGAUUCCACCUGGCAACUCCUUAACGCAAUGAGAAUCUCCGGACAUGUGUUUAACAGCCGCACGUUUGCAAGUGUCCUCAAAGGUGUUGCCCGAGCUUGCAGAAUUGAGCUCGGGCAACAGUUACAUUCGGUUAUGAUCAAGACGAGGUUCACUGAGAAUGUUUUUUCAGGGAGUGCACUUGUUGAUUUGUAUUCCAAGUGUGGUAGAGUUGGUGAUGCUUUGGUUGUGUUUCUCUACAUGCCGGAAUGUAAUUGUGUGUCGUGGAACACGUUGAUUGCUGGUUAUUCGAGAGUUGGCGACGUUGACAUGGUGUUUUGGUUGUUAAGAUGUCAGGAGUUGGAGGGUGUUGGGAUUGAUGAUGGCACCAUGGCUCCGCUUCUGACAUUGCUUGUCCGGGUUGAGUUUUAUAGUUUGGUAAUGCAGUUGCACUGUAAAAUUAUGAAACAUGGGCUGGAGGCCUUUGACACUGUCUGUGGUGCCGUUAUUAAGGCGUAUUCUCAUUGUUCUUCUUUGCUUGAUGCUGAGAGAGUGUUUGAUGGCUGUGUUGCGAGUCGUGAUCUGGUUACAUGGAAUUCCAUGCUCGCGGCUUAUUUGCUUCACAAGAAAGAAGAUACCGUGUUUGAAGUUUUCAUUGACAUGCAGAGUUUUGGGUUUGAGCCGGAUGAUUAUAGUUAUACUGGGGUUAUUAGUAGCUGUUCUGUGAAAGAGCAUAAAAGCCGUGGGGAAUCUUUACACGGUUUAGUGAUAAAAAGGGGGCUUGAGGUUUCUGUGCCUGUUUCUGAUGCAUUGAUUGCCAUGUAUCUUGGAUUCGAUAAUAGGUACAUGGAAGAUGCAUUGAGAAUCUUCUUUUCCAUGGAUGUUAAAGAUUGUUGUACUUGGAACACUGUUUUGUCCGGGUACGUGCAGGUUGGUUGGAGUGAGGAUGCCUUGAAGUUGUUUGUACAUGUGAGAUCUCUUUUUGUAGAAAUUGAUGACUACACUUUUUCAGCUGUCAUCAGAUGUUGUUCAGAUUUAGCAACACUGCAGCUAGGUCAACAAGUUCAUGUUUUGGCACUUAAAGUAGGCUUUGAUAACAAUAAAUAUGUUGGGAGUUCAUUGAUAUUCAUGUAUUCUAAAUGUGGUGUCAUAGAAGAUGCUAGGAAAUAUUUUGAAGCAACUUCCAAUUAUAAUGCAAUUGUCUGGAACUCAAUCAUCUUUGCGUAUGCACAACACGGACAAGGAAACAUUGCACUUGAAUUCUUUUACUUAAUGAGAGAGAGAAAGGUGAAACCUGAUCAUAUAACCUUUGUUGCAGUUCUCACUGCAUGUAGUCAUAAAGGGCUAUUAGAAGAAGGUCGCAAAAUUAUACAGAUUAUGGAGUCUGAUUUUGGUAUUCCACUUCAAAUGAAGCACUAUGCUUGUGCAGUUGAUCUCUAUGGUCGAGCUGGGCAUCUAGAGGAGGCAAAAGCUUUGAUUGAAACAAUGCCUUUUGAACCUGAUGCAAUGGUGUUGACGACUUUAUUAGGUGCCUGUAGAAGUUGUGGUGAUAUUGAAUUAGCUAGUCAUGUGGCAAAAACUUUGCUAGAGUUGGAGCCUGAGGAUCACAGCACUUAUGUUCUGCUCUCUAGCCUGUAUGGGCGUCUGAAGAUGUGGGAUGAAAAGGCUAGUGUAAUUAGGCUGAUGCGAGAGAGGGGCGUGAAAAAGGUUCCUGGCUGGAGUUGGAUAGAAGUGAAAAAUAAAGUGCAUGCGUUCAAUGCUGAAGAUCACUCUCACCCUCAGAGCGAGGAGAUAUACGUACUGCUACAACAUUUAAAGGAGGGGAUUAAGUUGUUUGAUAGUUUUGUCGGUCAAACUUAACUACUGCAUUGGUUGGAUUUUCUAUAUGGUUAUGAUGAUCAAAAUUUCUUAUGAUUAUAGUAUAUUGUUUGUUGGGUUUGGUUGGAAGAUUUCGAGGAUGGUGCACACCGUGGUUGUAAAAUGUGGCCUGCAUCAACAUUUUUCGCUUGCAAAGCAAAGGUUUUUAGGUCCCUGUGACUAUACCAUGACACAAUGUGACCAAAUUUUUCUGCAACUUAGUCUCAAUUGUGACGACAACCACAAUUUAAAAUGCCGAUGUGCACCAGGUCUCUUCACAAGAUGCCGAAAUUAAUUUCAUGUGGAAGAAAUUAUGUUGUGCACCUUUUCCAAAGAAAAGAUUAUUCUUGUUAUAAAAUUUGCUCUUUCAACUGCAUAUUGAAUAAUUGUGAUGGCCAUGUAGGAUUGAAGGAGUUCUUGCCAGCACGUUUGAAGUGAGGAAGAGAUUCUGGACAAAGCAAGAACUUAGAGUUAAUGAUUCUGCUUCUGUUGUGAAUAGCUGCCAUCUUAUGUUAGCAAGAACAUGCAAUGCUGGUGCAAUGUUUUGAAAAUCAUAUUCAAUUAUUUGAUUACAUGACGAUAAAAGUAUUUAAUCUCAAUAUCUCGAGUACUUUAUGUCAUAGAUGUUGAUGGACAGUGGUCUUGACAAUCAAGGUUUGAAGGAUUUCUUCCCAAAUCACCAUUUCCUGUACUGCAUAAUCUACAAAUUCUAAACUUGAAGGGAAACAACAUUCUUUUGUGCAUAAAACCUUUGGCUCGAGGAGAUACAUAAAAAUUGUGAAGGAAGAAGGUUUGGAGAUAUCAGAACCAGCUCUUGACAAAAAUUCAACAGAAAUACAUUAAAAGGAGUAUUUAAAAGCUGAAACUGAGGAAUGCAUGCACUGGUGAAGUUGAAGCAAGAAAUGUUUUAAUGGAUGUGUAAGUCUUCAAAGAUUAUUUGUUAGAUCAUGAGUAAGAUGCAGUGAUUAAAAAUAAAAAGAGAAUUCUUAUAGUUUUUAAUACGACCAGCAAUCAUGACAGACAUUAACAUGUGGCGGUUAAAAAGAGGAUUCUUAUGUUUUUGCAUACAUCUGUUGAAUCUGGUAUACUAGUUUUUUUUUUUUUUUUCCACUUUCGGAAAAGAUAUAAUUUAUGAUAUAUACAACACAUAUUGUAUAAAAAUUAUUAUAAAUAUAUAAAUGUAUUUCAACUAAUUAUAGAAACCAGUCUAUCAAAAAAGAAUUUAUAGAAGCUAGCUCGUGUCAUGUGCGAGUUUGCAUCUAGUAAAUAAUUCAGUCUAUCAAUGCUUUACAUUCUAUUUGCAUAUUGUUCUAACUUAUGUUUAAAUAGUAUGAAUGAUAUUUUAUCAUUACUUAAUGGUUUACUGAUCUAUUUUGAAAUAGCUGUUUUAGUGAUCUAUAUAUAUAUAUAUAUUGGUUGAAAUACAAUUUGCUACUAUGUUUUCCUGUGUGCUUUCUUUAUUUACAUAUUCCAAGUAAACUAACCAGGCCUUUUCAGGCGAUUUGUUUUCUUAGUCAAUCAUGGAUUCAUGGUUAUGAGAUUUUACGUUGUUUGUACAUAGUUCUUAAACUCUUUUUAAAAAUAAAAUACAUAAUUUGAAUUGAUUAUAUGAUGUAUAAAUGAGUCCUUUUGUCCACCACACAAAUAAUAAUAUGUAGAGAGCGAUGUCACUGAGGCUCCCUUGGGAGUUUGGAGGGGAAGGAAUGAGAGACCUUUUGGAAGAGGGGAGGAAAGGAAAAGAAAAAAAAUUCUUUCAUCUUAUUUUAGAUAAUGUUUUAGUAUAGAAUGUGAAGGAGAUGUGUUAGGAUCCCAAUAAUUAAAUUCCAAAAAAUCUGAACACUUUUUUUAUUAAGAAAAGCUUUAGAAGUAAUAGAAUAGAAUCCCUUCUCCAAAGAUUUCUUGGUCACAAUAGAGUUACUACUCUAUUCACUUUCCAAUAUUCAAAAUAUAUCCCAAACUAACUACAUAGCCCCCUAUUUAUAUUUUAUACACAAUGUGUUUAACAACCUCAUAACCAACCAAUUAAAUUUACUAUUAUUAACUAAUUCUACUAAUUUAAGUCCUAAUAUGAUAUAUAUGAUUAAUAUAUUUUUUUAUUUUGAGAUUAUUAUAAAGAGAUGAAAAUGAUUUGGAGAAUUUAUUUAAAUCCUCCAAAACCCUCCAAUACAUUUUUUGAGUUUUUCCAAUUUAGAUGAAUUUUAUAUUAUGAAGAAAAUUAAUUUCCCCAUUCAAGUUGGGGUACUAUCGUUCAUUCAUUUUUCCUUUCCUCCUUUUUCUCAAAGUCCUUCUCUCCUUUCCUAAAUUUCCAAAUGGACCCUAAUAGUAUUUUUGUAUUGAGAGUAUUGGAGAAUUUUGGAGAGCUACAUUUAUAUUUAUAUUUUGAUAAAUAUUUGAUAUAUUAAAAAAUUGAAAGAAUAGCAUGAUAGAUGCUCCUUUAACUUUCCAAUCCCACUUAGUUUAUUUCUGGAAACAUUUUAUAGUUUCCUUAUUUUAGAAAAGAAAAACAAGUUUUCUUCUGCAGUUUCCCUCCAAAAUCCUCCUCCAACCACACCCUAAAAAAUGCAUUAGUAUACACAGUGUGUUUAGCAAUUUUGAGCUACUAUUAAUUAUAACAUCGAUUCAUGCUGUAUUUG
This is a messenger RNA of Cicer arietinum (chickpea), 5138 nucleotides long. Lineage: Eukaryota; Viridiplantae; Streptophyta; Magnoliopsida; Fabales; Fabaceae. The record is from RefSeq and is a predicted model, not a curated record.